AUGGCUCUGCGGAGGGCGUUGGGGAUGUCGGACGGGGAGCUGAUGAGGUCCGACGCGAAGCCCUGCUCGAGGCUGAUGCGGCACACGGCCGGCAUCUUCUCCGUCGGCGGCGCCCUCGGCUUCUGGGUCCUCUGCCGCCUCCACUACGGUAACGCCCCCCUCCCUCUCCUCACAAUCCGAGCCAGGGCUACCUAGGGAUACUAGGGUCGUGUUUCCAGGGCUACCUAGGGAUCAGUCGUGUUGCCAUGCUCGCAAACGCAUCCAGGAUCGUCCUUGUGAUUUUGGAGGGUGAAUUCUCAGGCAUCGUCAUAAUCUGUCAUCUUUGAUCUUCUGGCUGUUGUCUGGUGGUUGAGGGAGGGUACUUGUUUGAAUUCUCAGGUACUUGUUUGAUCUUCUGGCUGUUCCGCAAUAUUUCGGCAUCAGGAGAAUUAAUAAGCUCCCAAUCACCCAGAUUUUUGGAAGGGAAGCAGCUUUUUCUCUCCAGGAAAUAUGGGAAAGUCUAUGAAAUCUCUAUAUUAUCCAGAUUUACAGACAGCUGCUUCUGCAUGAGAUGAGGGGGGGGAGGGAAAUUAAUAAAGUCUCAAAUACGCAGGUUUAGAAUCAGCUGCAUCUUUCCAGCAAAUUUGUGGGUCGGUGCAGCAGGGAAAUCAAAGAAAUCUCCUUCCUUUACCCAGAUUUUAGAAGCUAUGAGUGCCUUGCAGCUGGGUGCCUCUCUUCAUGAGAUGUGUGGUCUACUACUAGCGUGUUGUUGCCUCUCUUCAGGAGAACUUUAGUAUGGUUUCUGAGGGCUGGCUUCAUCGGUGCUUGCGUAACUAUUCUUGCCCCAGCUGGUGUGACCAUGCUCUCUCUCUCUCUCUCUCUCUCUCUCUCUCUCCAUUGCACCAGAUGGCAAAUUUUAUUGAUUCUUUCAUGCGGGGGGCUGUUCUGAGGACCAUCUACUUAACAUCAUCCAUAAUGACCUCAUUUAUUUAUUGGGAAAUGAAGGCCCGAGGAUAACUGUUCCGAGGAGUCUGAGGUGGGCAACAUGCGGCGCUGUCUCCAUGAGCUCGACAUCGGCGCUGCUGGUCCGGCUGUUCAGCCCCGAAUGUGAGCCGCAGAACAUCGCCGCCUUCGACAAACCCAAAUGA
Messenger RNA from Spirodela intermedia, 1127 nucleotides. The record is from the annotation of a GenBank genome assembly. Lineage: Eukaryota; Viridiplantae; Streptophyta; Magnoliopsida; Alismatales; Araceae.